UUCGGUGCCUAGGGUUUCAGAUUGCACAUUCCCACUAGGGUUUUACUGAUUUUUCUUAGACUUUUAGUUAGGCGGCUAGGUUUUUUAUUAUUUUUAAUAUAAACUUUCCAUAUUAGUUGAUUAUUAUUGUAUAUAGAGUUGUGAACGUUGAUAAUCAAUUUGGUUCCUGAUUUUCUUUGAUAGGAUUCGAUUUUACCCCCAAAAGAUUCACCAGGUGUUCUUGGACGAUCAUAUAAAUAUUCAGGUUCGGUGGUUCUUCAUUGCCAUUACAUACAUACAUCUGGUUUUCGACUAAAUACAUAUCUAGAUAUUCUUGAUCAUUAUUAUUAUUUUUUUUUCCGAUCAAGUACAUAUUCCAAUUCAUUGGUUCUAUAUUGCCAUUAUAGUUUUCUUGAAUUAAAUUGUGAUCUCAGUGUUUUGAUGUUCUCUGCCCAAAAUUCAAUCUUUAUCAGAACUCAGUAUAGAAUUGAAAAUUUCAAAUUCCAAUUCCUAUAAUAGUCUAUCAUGAGUUUUUCUGAUGCUCCACAACCACCUCCCUUCAUGCCGCCGCCUUUUGCUGGCGGCAAUAUGGGUGAAUUCUGGCCUCAAAUGCCAGUGAACACUGAACACCACCCCUACCCAUAUUCCCAGUUUGAGAAUGGACCUCCCUUCAAGAGGCCGAGGAAUUCUGUAAACAACAACCCAUCAAAUUGUGCACCUUACCCACCCAUGAAUCCAAGAAUGAACCCACCAAAUCCUCCAGUGAAUGUAGGAACAACCCAUAUCUUUUACAAGACCCGGAUGUGCUUGAAAUUCAGUGAGGGGAACUGCCGUAAUGGGGAGACUUGUACCUUUGCUCACGGUGUUGAAGAAUUGCGUCAACCCCCUUCCAAUUGGCAAGAACUCGUCUCCGGAAAGGAUAGAGGGUUGGGGAAUUGGAAUGAUGAUCAGAGAAUUAUACAUAGGAUGAAAAUUUGCAAGAAGUUUUAUAAUGGAGAAGAGUGUCCAUAUGGGGAUAAGUGCAAUUUUCUUCAUGAAAAUCCCUCGAAGUUUAAGACUGAUAUGGGGAAGACUCAAGAAAGUUCUGCAAUAACGAUUGGGACUACGGGACCUAUGAUGGGCCAGAGCAGUGGGUCUGAUCAACCUGAUAUUAAUAUGCUUGUGAGUCCCAAUUCUGAUCCUUUCCGAAUUAAUACGAAGCAAAAGCCUGCGUAUUGGAAGACAAAGAUAUGUAGUAAAUGGGAGGCCACGGGCCAUUGUCCCUUCAUGGAGAGAUGUCAUUUUGCUCAUGGGGAAUCAGAAUUACAGGUGCUCGGUAGCCGCGUCGAAGCUGAAGUAAUGAAUUCAUGGUCUGUUCCAAUGAAACCUCUUUCUGCUCCUGCAAAUGAUGCACCUCCUACUAUGACUGUGGUCAGUGUGCCAACAAAAGAAGAAGGGGAGGAUAAGAAGUGCUCGGUAAAGUGGAAAGGACACAAGAAGAUCAGUGAUAUCUAUGGUGAUUGGAUUGACAACCUAACGCCACCGCACAGCCUUCCAAGCACAGUGGAGAGCUGAAUCCAUUUUUGAGUUGCAAGCUUUUCUGAAAAUUGGACCCCCAGAGUUUCUGUCACCAUUAUUCCAACUGAGUUACAAAUUGUUUCAUUAUUUUUGCUCCGAGAAGAAAUUUUCACCCUCCAUUUUUUUAGUUCAUCCCAAAAGGGAUGCAACAAUAAUAGAAUGUUCAUGCUUUUUCUUUGA
Cornus florida is the source of this 1716-nucleotide messenger RNA. Its product is annotated as zinc finger CCCH domain-containing protein 39. The transcript has 2 exons. The record is from RefSeq and is a predicted model, not a curated record. Gene Ontology annotation, molecular function: mRNA binding; metal ion binding. NCBI's taxonomy places the organism in Eukaryota, Viridiplantae, Streptophyta, Magnoliopsida, Cornales, Cornaceae. Bases 505 to 1533 code for a protein of 342 amino acids.